UCUUACUGGUGCAAUGUGCAAUCAAUGAUGACUGGUUACCAGGCUGGUCCAAUUUAGCCAUGAAACCUCCCACACUAAAAUGACAGGAGUUUCAGUUUCAUUGUCCAACCCUUGUAUGUUAUAUUUAUGCAUUACGUUUUGUUGGUCCAUCACUUAAAACCACCUAGAUCAAUAUUAUAUUUAAAGGGGUUUCAUAAUAUUCAAAACUAACCCAAUGAUUUUUUUAUACUCCUUGGGUGAAUUCAACUGUGAAAUUUUGCAUUUUGAUAUAUUCUGCAUCUCUGUCACUAAUCUCUGUGUUAUUUAUUCUGCCUUUGAGUUACUGUUCAGAUUCUAAGUGCUUUUGUUUCUUUGUUACUCCACCUUCUAUAAAAUUCCUUCAUUACUGAAGUUGAGCCGCGUUCAAAUAUUAAUGCAGCAGGAGUAAAAACGUGUUACCAGCUCUCAUGCUUUGUGAAUUUUCCCUGAACUAAUAUCUGAUCUGCCACCUGUCACCUUCUCACCAACCUCUCACCAACUAAGGUGUCAACAGGUCACCUGCGAGAACAGCCGACUGUGUAAUUGAAUCAUGAAAAAGAUGAGCUCUGUGGUCAUUGUUAAUGAGGCUUGGAGGUGUUCUGCAGCUCGUUUUGCAGCUCUGCACUCUCAGGUCUGUCACCAUCCUCUUCAGGUUUGGCUGAUUCUUUGUCAUGUUUUCUACAAACAGCAUCAACACCAAAGAAAAUAUGUCAGAUGCACAGCCAAGUUUGCAUAUUUACAGCUCGCUAAACAAGCUUCUCACAAAGAAACCUAAACCUUCAUUAAAUCUUUAAGACGUCUGCAGCUCUGCUGGGAGGCUCUCAGAUAACAGGACAAGUGAGAGUGUUUCUGGGUCUCUGCUACCAAUGAAACCACAAUCAUCUGACAGCCUACACCCAAUGUUCUGGGAAUCAUCACCUCCAUGUAAAAACCAUGAUACCCCCCGCCCCCACAAGUCACAAAGCGACACAGCUUUUGUCUUACCUGCACCUUGCCAGCAACACCUGUUAUCACCUGCAGCCGUCGCCAUGGCAACAGAACCGUUGGACACCUGAGUUGAGUGCUGGCGAAGAGCCGAGGCAGAGCAGACGGAGGGUACGGAGAGGGACAGGCUGUUUUUUUGUGUGUGUUUCUCCACCAUGCCGAGAAGAAGCACUGCUGCAGAAGAAGUUGGAAUAGAGAUAGAUGAAGAUGUGAGCGACAGCGAUGAUGGGGGCAACAGGAGGAGAGCAAACAGGAAGCAGGCAGGUGGCCGAGGAAGAGGAGGAGGAGGUGCAAAAGGAAGAGGCAGAGGCAAAAAGGCAGACAGCGACGAGGAGGAUGAAGAGGAUGAGGCUCCAAGAGGACGAGCAAGAGGUGCAAACAGGAGGAGGCCUGCCAAUAAACGGGGCGGUGGUAAAAACAACGAUGAUGACAGCGAAGACGAGGCUCCCAAGAAGAAGAGAGGAGGAGCAGCAAACCGGAAGAAAGGUGGCAAAGCCCAAGAAAGUGAGGAGGACGACAGUGAUGAUGAGAAAGGAAAGAAGGGAAAGAAAGGAGGAAAGAAAGGGGGGAAGGAGGAGGACAAUGGGAAGGGUAAGAAAGGUGACGUCAAAGGAAAGGACAAAGGGAAAGACAAGGAUGAUGACAGGAAGAAGAAGAAGAAGAAGGAUGACAGCUCAUCGGAUUCCAACUCAAACUCAGACGAGGAGGAAGAGUCCAUGUCAGAGGGGGAGAUGGCCCGGUUGAUGGAGGAGGUGGAGGAGAAGAAGAAACUGAUCGCCAACAUCAGGACCAAGCCUUGGAGGAUGAAGCGGAGGCUCACUCUCUUGAAGGAGGCUCAACAAUUUGUGGAUAAGUUUGAAGGAGCUCUAGGCAAAGGAAAAGGCAGGAAGUGGUAUGCCUACAAAGUGAUGAUGACCAAGAAAUGGAUUAAGUUUCAGAGAGAUUUUGAAAAUUUCAAAACUGCCUGCAUCCCCUGGGAGAGAAAGAUUAAAGAGGUGGAAAGCCACUUUGGAUCAUCAGUUGCUUCUUACUUCAUCUUCCUGCGCUGGAUGUACGGCAUGAAUCUCGUCCUUUUUGGUCUCACCUUUGGACUGGUGGUCAUUCCUGAGGUCCUCAUGGGUCUUCCCUAUGGGUCUAUUCCCAGAAAGACUGUACCAAGAGCAGAGCAGGACACCGCUCAGGAUUAUUCAGUUCUUAUGGACUUCAAUGGAUACUGUAAAUACUCUGUCCUGUUCUAUGGAUAUUAUAACGACCAAAGAGCCGUCGGCUUGCUAAAGUUCAGGCUGCCGCUGUCCUACCUCAUGGUGGGGAUUGGGAGCUUUGGGUACAGCCUGAUGGUCGUGAUCCGAACAAUGGCCAAUAAUGCUGAUGUUGGUGGAGGAGAUGGAGAGGAGGGUGAGUUCACCUUCGCCUGGAAGAUGUUCACUAGCUGGGAUUACCUAAUUGGCAAUGCAGAAACCGCUGACAACAAGUACGCUUCCAUCACCACUAGCUUUAAGGAGUCCAUUGUGGAUGAGCAAGAGAACCAGAAGGACGAGAACAUUCACCUGCGGAGGUUUCUCAGGGUUCUGGCCAACUUCCUGAUCACCUGUAGUCUUGGUGGGAGCGGGUACCUUAUCUACUUUGUGGUGAAGAGAUCUCAGGAAUUUGCCACCAGGGAUGACCUCAGCUGGUAUGAGAAGAAUGAGUUGGAGAUCGUCAUGUCCCUGCUGGGUCUGGUGUGUCCUCCUCUAUUUGAGACUAUUGCCGAACUGGAAGACUACCAUCCUCGAAUCGCCCUUAAGUGGCAGCUGGGACGCAUCUUCGCCCUCUUUCUAGGAAAUCUCUACACCUUCCUGUUCGCCCUGUUUGAUGAGGUCAACAACAAGCUGGAAGAGGAACAAGCCAUCAAGAACGCCUCAAUCUGGGCCAUGAAGGAGUACUAUGCCAACUACACACGUCUGCUCAACGACACCGAUGCUACUCCACCUCCAAUGAACCCUGCGGAUGUUAUCAGAGGACCCUGCUGGGAGACUGCAGUCGGCAUUGAGUUCGUGAAGCUGACCGUUUCAGACAUUCAGGUGACCUACCUGACCAUCCUGAUCGGUGAUUUCGCCCGAGCCGUUAUUGUUCGUUUUCUCAACUACUGCUGGUGCUGGGACCUGGAGGCUGGAUUUCCAUCUUACGGAGAGUUCGACAUCAGUGGAAAUGUUCUUGGACUGGCCUUCAACCAAGGGAUGAUCUGGAUGGGAUCAUUUUAUGCCCCAGGGCUCGUUGGCAUCAACGUGCUUCGUCUCCUGAGCUCCAUGUACUAUCAGUGCUGGGCCGUGAUGGCCACAAACGUCCCCCAUGAGAGAGUGUUCAAGGCCUCUAAGUCCAACAACUUCUACAUGGGAAUUCUGCUCCUCAUUCUCUUCCUGAGCCUGCUGCCAGUUGUCUACACCAUCAUGACCCUGCCACCUUCAUUUGAUUGUGGUCCUUUUAGUGGGAAGGCAAAGAUGUUUGAUGUGAUUAUGGAGACAAUCAAUCUGGAUCUGCCAGCCUUCUUGGGGACCCUUUUCAGCUAUGCAGCGAACCCUGGCCUUAUCAUACCAGCUGUGCUGCUCAUGGUGUUGGCCAUUUACUAUCUGAACUCAGUCUCCAAGGCCUAUCAAAACUCCAACAUGGAACUGAAGAAGAAAAUGCAGAUGGCUCGUGAUGAAGAGAAGAAUCGAAGAAAUAACACAGACAGCACCAACCAGGUCAUGAAAGACCUGGAGGACCUGCUGCCCAACCGAUCCCUCAUUCCCCCUGCUCCACCGGAGCCCGAAAAACCUCCAGAGCCAGAGGCAAAGCCCACUAAGACAAAGCCUGGUUCAGCUGGAAAAGGAGUGAACUUACAGAAGGAUGUGGCUCUAGCGUCUUCCAACCCAAACAUACGAGGGCCAGUAGACCGGCCUCCAGGACCAAGAGGACCUGGGCCAGGUCCGGGUGCUGGAAGGGGUCGGGGCCGAGGGAGAGGACCCCCUCCCAGAUAAUGUUAUGAGGGAAAAACUGGUUUUCUCAAAAAGAAACAAAUUAGUUAAAGUAAAUAUGUAUAAACCCAUUUAGUAUUUCUUCGCUUAAGAUUUUUCCAAAAAGCUUAUCUCACGUUUAGAAAUAUGUGUGUAAAUAUGUCACACCCACUGUUGUAACCAUUUUAUUAACCCCAUGAAUCCUAAAUUUAUUACGUAAAAUAUUGUACAUUAAUUGAAAUAAGAAGUUAUUUGUCCUCAAAUUUUGUUAAUAAGUGUUAUCACCUUGCAUGAAGAUUGACUUAAAAACAUAAGAGUCUUUUGUCUUUUAUAAUUUGUGAUGUUUGUACUUUUCAGGUCUCAUGUAAAGAUGUGAAUGUAGUUACAGUGGAGAAAAUAGGUUGACUAAAGCAUGUCUGCUUUUGUUUAUAAAUACAUUUUUAAUGGGCCUAUUGACAUGAAACAACCAGACAUGGACUUCAACCCCUGUAACCCACACAUUCAUAAUUGAUUGAUUUUUUUGAUUUGAUAGUUUAUGUUGAACUCGGUGGGGAAAAAUGUAAAAAUAAUAACAGAAAUAUAUUGUACAAUAUACAGUAUGUAGUACAACAAUUAAGUGGAAUGGUGGGGGGGAAGUAUUGAACAAAGAAAAUAAAUUAAACAUGCUAGCUAAAAUGUAUUUAAUAUCGGUACUUAGUAUUUAUUUAAUUCUUGGUAUACAUGCUCUGAUCUUUAGUUAGUUCUGACCAGACUAUAUUUUCCCUAUAUUUUAUUGACGUGCAGCCAGUUCCUCCUUUGUCUCGCCAGUUUACAAAUAUUUUCACAAAAGUCUUGAAUCUCUCCCAUGGAUGCCAUUUUAGCCCAGUCUCUUUCUUACAGUUGAAUCAGUAACACAGACCUUAACUGAUGUAAGUCAGGACUUCAGUGCUUGAGAUGUUGUUCUCAUUUCUUUUGUAACCUUCUGGAUGUGUUCUUGAAUUUGUUUAGAUCAGGGCAUGAAGUGUUGUUUUUUUGAGAUCUUUUAGCCUACUUUAUGUUGUCAGUCAAGUUCUAUUUAAGUGAUGUCCUAAUUCUACAGGUCACUGGGUAUAGCUAACUUAGCUUUUAAAAGAAAUGUGUACAGACACUGUUCAUUCAUAGUUUAACAAGGAGUGUAGGUAUCUUUUACAUAUAGUACCAGGGUGGCUGUCUAAAUAUUUUACAGCAAACUUUAAAUGAGCUUCAACAUGUUUUUCUUCAGCAGUGGAGUUGUGUGCUGUAAGUGUUCAUAAAGGCUGUUAAGUGCUUCUUUUUAUAGAAAAACUAUGUCUGUGCACAGUGCUAGUGGUGUAGGGGGUUAGGUGUGUAACCCAUAUACAGAGCAGAAGUCCUUGAUCUGGCUGUCCUGGGUUCGAGUCCAGGCCCCGACAAUAUUUCCCGCAUGUCUCUCCCCAUUUCCUGCCUAAUUACUAUGGAAAAAUAAAGGCCACUAGUGCUGCAAAAAAAGAAAUAUGCCUGCUAACUCCAAGUGUUUCUGAAGCUCUAUGUGAGUGGUCCUUUUUAAAGACUUUCACUAUUGUUAGGCAACCUCUUGCAAAAUGUUCAUAUUUGUUCUUUGCUAUUUAUGAUUUGUGAAUAAACACUGUCAGCUUA
This is a messenger RNA of Girardinichthys multiradiatus, 5606 nucleotides long. It is a transcript of the gene tmc2a, whose product is annotated as transmembrane channel-like 2a. The transcript has 20 exons. The record is from RefSeq and is a predicted model, not a curated record. Gene Ontology annotation, cellular component: plasma membrane. Lineage: Eukaryota; Metazoa; Chordata; Actinopteri; Cyprinodontiformes; Goodeidae. Bases 1158 to 3998 code for a protein of 946 amino acids. Gene Ontology annotation, biological process: detection of mechanical stimulus involved in sensory perception of sound; vestibular reflex. Gene Ontology annotation, molecular function: mechanosensitive monoatomic ion channel activity.